Molecule: messenger RNA, 712 nt
Organism: Phyllostomus discolor (pale spear-nosed bat)
Lineage: Eukaryota; Metazoa; Chordata; Mammalia; Chiroptera; Phyllostomidae
Product: zinc finger protein DZIP1L-like
Exons: 2
Coding region: 72-386 (104 amino acids)
Source: RefSeq, a predicted model, not a curated record
UGAUUAGUGACAUAUACGAGAGGACUACACUCCACUGACUUUUCCCCCUAAACUGGUCAUCCUCUGCUUGCAUGGACUCCACAGAGAAACAGAAGCAGGAAGAGUCUAUGGAGGAGGUGGUACAAGAUCUGCGGGCCCAGGUGACAUCAACUGAAGAGGAGCUGACAGCCCUGUUGAAGAAGCAGCAGCAGCGGCAGGAAGCAAAGACCACCUGUCAGAGGGAAAGAGAUGCUAAAGCCAUGUUUGAGGAGUGGGAAGAAGAACUAUAUGAGGAAAUAGACCAACAAAAAAAAGUAUUUUGGGAUGAGCCGAAAAGUUCUGUCCUCCCUGACUCUCCAUUAGAAGAGGUACCCAGUGGAAAAGACUUUUCAAAUUUCCUUUGUUGAAAGUGUGCUUCUAUGUUCUCAAAAUUCAUUUACUUGGUUUGUGCUAGUUUUAUUUCCACUGCCACUCUGGGGACUCAGGUACUGUGAGGCCAGAUUCUGGAGGCCAGUGCCUGGGAUUGCAUCUCUGCUCUAUCCCACACUGCCCGUGUGACAGUAGGGAGUUACUGAACCUGCCUGUGGCUCGGUUUCUUUUCUGUGAGGUGGGUUACUGAGGGGGUUAGAUAAGCACAGAGCACUUAACAUUGUGUGGUAUAUCGCAAGAACUUCCUAGAUACUAUUCUUCCUUAUGCAAAGGGUUUUGUCCCUGGACAAGAAAUUAGGCAAAA